Molecule: messenger RNA, 4180 nt
Organism: Epinephelus lanceolatus (giant grouper)
Lineage: Eukaryota; Metazoa; Chordata; Actinopteri; Perciformes; Serranidae
Gene: tpd52
Product: tumor protein D52
Biological process (GO): B cell differentiation
Cellular component (GO): cytoplasm
Source: RefSeq, a predicted model, not a curated record
CGCACGGCGAGCUGCCUGGCAACAUGAGAGAGAGAGCAGGAAGAUCCGCAGCUGCCAAGUGAACAACCUGCACACUGUGGACACUAAAACCACCAGAAACAACCCUCAGCCCGACCAUGGAGGAUGCAGAGAAAGGUUCCCAGCAGAUUCAGGACUCAGUCCCAGAGGUGGGAGAAGAUGCAGUAACGUCUGUUGCUCCCUCUUCCCCUCCCCCCGCCAUGACAGAAGAGGAGAGACAGGAGCUACAAGAGGAGUUGGUCAAGGUGGAGGAUGAGAUCCUGACUCUGUCUCAGGUGCUGGCAGCCAAGGAGAAGCAGUUGGCGGACAUCAAGAGGAAGCUGGGCAUCACAUCUCUCAAUGAGCUGAAACAGAACAUCACCAAAACCUGGCAGGAUGUCACCACCUCCAACGCCUAUAGGAGGACAUCUGAAACACUGUCUCAGGCAAGUUUGAAGGCCUCGGCAGCAUUCUCUAAUGUGGGCUCAGCCAUCACCCGGAAGCUCGAGGAUGUCAGCAUGCGCUCAUUACAACACUCAGCUAGUAUGCCUGUCUUGAGGAACGCGCCAACUUUCAAGUCAUUUGAGGAGAAAGUGGAGACUUUUAAGACCAAGAUUAGUCCCUCAGCGUCCACCAGUAACCAGGACAGCGGCAGCUCCACCACCGAGUCUUUGCUCAGUCCGCCUGAAGCCUCGCCCACCCAGGAGACGCCAAUGAACUAAGACCUGCCUGACCACUCCUGACCUCUCCACCCGCCCCUCCUCACUUGACCCUCCAACCCCCGGACCAUCAGCACUCACCCCUAAACUCUUGUGUGCCAGUCUCCCUUUAUUGGAAACAAGUGACUUACCACAGCCAUCCUUGUGAUCUAAUUGUCUGGUCUUUUUUGUCUGACAUGUGCGUUCACUUGUUAACUGGUGUGGAAACUGAAAGCAUGGGAUGGGUGCAGGCAUGUGGUCUUGCGUCAGUAGUGUAUAUUGGAGUGUUUACCGGCUCGCUGUGGAAGAAAUCCUCCCUGCUGUAUGACUUUCCUUUUCCUCCUACACUCCUUAUUUAUCCGCCUUUGUCUAACCAGCAAAGCUCAGAUGCCAAACAUGCUCAUAGUUUACUUUUGCUUUAUCAAAUUAACACUGUGUCAUAUUUUGUUUGUUUGAGUGUAGAAAAUUGCACAAAUAUAUAGAGAUUACGAACUUAAUCAGAGAAGGAUUUAUACUUAGAUACUUACAUAAUAAUAAUAAUAAUAAUAAUAAUAAUAUUAUAAGCACUUGUUUUUUCUGCCUCCAUUUUGGGGCCAUGCUUGGUUUACAGUGGGUUGCCAUUUUCGGGCCAAUCUAAUUUCCGUUUUCUUCCUUAUUAAUUUUAGGACACCACACAAUCGUAAAGUAGUCUAACACUGUGUUCAGAAUAUGAAUGUAUGCCUUUUUAUGUCACAUAGGUACGACACUCUGUGUACUUUAACUCACAAUGCUGAGUGGCUGAUACUGUGUGUCACAACCGCAGCCACCGGCUCCAUCGCUGGUAUUUCAAAAACACACUUCAGAAUAAAAACCAUCCUUUUUUCCAUUGUUAAUAGUCUGUCAGAAAAUGAUCUUCACGCUUGGAUGGUUACAGGGAAACAGCCAAGAUCAGCAGAACAGAGGCAGAGCAACACACACAGCCAAGCUUUAGCCAUGACCCGAGGUGAGAGUGAAAUAAAUGUGUCUCUUCCAGAGCCAGAGUCAAUAUUUAAACACUUGUCCAUUGUUUCUGUGUGGGAGGUAACACUUAGCCUCCCCCCUUUCUGUGAUACAGAUAAAAGCAAGGCGAGAGGCUCCACUGGGUGUUAUUUUGUACACUGAUACAGGAUGAUUGUGCAAAAGAGAAGGCUUAUUAAUUUACCUUUAAUGUACGAGUUUGAAAUCUCGCGAGAGGACAACAGUGGAAAUGUUAGAGUUGGAGAGAGGAGUGCUGGGAAGAGUUUGUUGUGUCGGAGUACAGGAAGUGUAGCUUCAUGUCAUCUAAAAGAUUUUCAAUGUCAUUGCUCAAUAUUUAACUGAUACCUACAACAUGAAAAAGCUGGGAAAAUACUUGGUUAAACAAUAGCAAACAGGCCAGAUCAAACAAAAGGCAGAGAAAACUGUUUUAUUUCUCUGUAAGGAUCCAUAAUGUCAUCUGACACCUAGAAUACCAAUCUGAGCCUGUCAGUGGCAAAAACAAGCACUUUUAGUGGACGCACAUUGAGGGAGCGCUGCAGGGAAUAGGAAUUGAGGAAUGAGUCCUAAAACCAGGAAAUGAGUUACCAUUUUCUCCCAGUUCCCUUCUCUCAAAGUCGUUGAAGUCAUGCAACUGCAGUGUAGUUUGUUAUAGCCUAACGUUAGCUUAUUACCUAACGGUCAGUUUGUAGGUCGACCACUUUAGUCCAGACUGAAAUAUCUGAAAGGGAAACCACGGUAUUUUUCAACCUGGACCCUAUUCUCCUGUGUUUUAAUGAAGACAACAGUAUUUGAAAUUGGUCCAUUAUAAAGUGAGAGGGCUGCAGCCACAAAACGAGCUGCUGUGUGACCACUCGAUGCAAAAGCACAACCUCAAUGUAUGUCCACUAAAAGUGCUUGAUGUUGCCACUGACAGGGUCAGAUUGAUAUUAUAAGUGUCUGAUAACAUUAUGGAAAAGACCCUUCAGAAAAAUAAAACAUCUCGCUGAAGGACUUCUGAAAUCUUGCGAGAUUUGACUUGGUAAAGGAAGACAACAGUGGAAACAGUGAGAGUUGGAGAGAGGAGUGCAAAGAAGAGUUUGUUGUGUUGGAGUACAGUAAGCAUAGCUCAGUGUUAUCUAAAGGAUAUCAAAUGUCAUGGCUGAAUAUUAAGCUUGUUGCUACGAUUUGGUCAGCGAGAUUUCAGAGCAAGCACUUUUAGUCGAUGUGUAAUAAUGGUGCACUGUUACCAUGAAUGGUAACAUCAAAGCCCUCUCACUCAAUCCUGGACCAAUUGUUGUCUCACUUGGACACAUAAACCAAGCUGAAGGAGUUUCUCUUCGACAGCUAUUGCAUAGAUUGUCAUAAAAUUUGGCACAAACAUUUGUGUCCCCCUCAGGAUGAAUUGAAAUAAUUUCAUGGAUACCCUAACUUUUCAUUCUCGCACCAUCAUCAGGGAUAAGUUUUUCUAAUUCUCUGUUUUAUGACUAAAUACUAAAACUAAGAACAUUUGUGUUUUGUGCUAAUUAGCAAAUGUUAGCAUAUUAAACACUGAAGUGAGAUGGUGAAUAUGGUAAACAUUUUACCUGCUUACCAUCAGUAUAUUAGUAUUCUCAUUGCAAGGCAGGUUUCAGGCUGAUUUGCCAACAAACUCAGAGCACCAUUCUACUAAAGCAGCAUGGCUGUAGAAAGUCUUGUUACUCCAGAUCUCUAGGAAAUAGCACAAAAUGAUCAAAAGCUGCUUCUUUUAGUAGAGUCUGGGAAAACUGCAGGAUUAUGUGCAGUAUCUCCUGGAAAUGUUAAAUGUAUGAAAAGGGUAAAAUCAGCAUUAUAUCUUCAAGAACAGAACCAUUUUUUUUGAGUUUUGUAGAAAGUAUUAAACUACUAGAGGGCUCCUUUCACCAUAGUGGUCUGAUACACACAGGGCCACUGAUGGAGGUUGACUAUAAUUUGAAGGGCAAGCAGAGCCAAUCUGAACACUGCUGAGGUUUCCUCUGGUACACACAUGAAAGACACAAGGAUCUAACACAAAUUUCACACACCCCUUAACACAACACUUGUGCUGUGUUUGGGCACAACCAGCCUGGUACAAGUCUUCCCCUGCUGGUGGACGUGUGGCUAAACAUGAAUGUGAAUCAUCUUCUCACUUAUUCAUUAGUGAUGCAAUUUGCCACACACGCUGUGGAUCAGCGUCCCGGGAGAACAGCACAUACAGGCCGAGGGGGCUUUCUGCUGUUAAGAUCUUGUUUUCACCAACCAUGACACAACUGUGGUCGCUGCUCUGAGCUGACAGAAAUGGAUUUUAAACAGUACAGUUUCUCGUGUCCUUGUGUAACAUCACUUUUCCUGAAGUGACCUGGUUCACUGAGAGCAUUUAUCACAGACAUGAGGAUUUUAUUUGUGUUUAGUCAUACAACACACACACACACACACACACACACACACAGGAUGUGUUUGUUCUUUAAUUGGAACCAUGGAGUGAAGACAUGAUCUAAUUAAAAAAUACCUCUGAA